AAUUUUCAUAUCAGUUCCAGUGAUAUCAGUUAUCGAGAAAAAAUAAAAUUACAGCGUUAUUAUAAUACCGGCUAAUAGUAAUCAGUAUCUUCAUACAUAUGUGCCAUAUGUAUGAUUUUAACGAUCAUAAGCUGUGUUGUAUCAUUGUACGUCGUUUGUGCUAUAAUGCAACAACACAGGAGAGCACGUUACGUUUCAAUUAUAUUUCAAUUAAAUAUUAUUUGACUGACUAAAAAUAAUGUGACAGAACAGAAAACAUUAUUUUACUGAAAUAUAUAUUAUACAUUUUCUCACUGUUAAAAAAUGAUUAAUGUGAUAGAUCAAAGAUUUCUACUUAUUUUUUUAACCUUAUUAAAUUAAUAUUCCGUGAGAAAUUGGUUCUGCUCUUUAUUGCAUAAAACUAUUAACUAACAAAAAUGCAUUUCAAAAAUGAAUAUCGUAGGUCCAUAGAUGAAUACAAACCUGCUGAACCAAUAAAAAGAAAAAUGAAUCUUUAUUGGGCCUUAGUAUUCUUAAGAAUCAUAUUAACGCUUAUUCCUCAAACGGGAUAUAUUCAUCCCGACGAAUAUUUUCAAUCUAUCGAAGUUAUAUCUGGAAAUUUUCAUUUUGUAGGGGAUCAUUUUGACAUUGAUAUCAAUAAACCAUGGGAAUUUAAUUCAACAUUUCCCAUAAGAACUGUUUUAAUACCACAAAUUACUGUUGGUAUACCAUAUUCAAUUUUAAAAAGACUUUCACAAUAUACUGUAUUUUAUUUGGGUAUAUCAUUGAAAUCACCAUACUUUCUUGUAUUAUUCCCACGUUUAUUAGUCUGCGCUUUGUCUUUUAUAUCAGACUACUGUUUAUACAAAGUCUGUUACAUAUAUGGUCAAAAUUACAAAAUAAGACUAAUCAUUUAUGCCAGUUCCUAUGUUAUGCUUGUUUAUGCAACUCAUACAUUAUCAAAUACCAUUGAACUGGUUCUAACAGCCUUACUGUUAUAUUAUACAUCAUAUUCUAUGGCAUAUUCAGAAAAGAUAGUUGUUCAAAGUGAUUAUUUAUCAAGUAAAUAUAAUAAAGCAAAAACUGGAGUAGAAAGAGUAAAAUACUAUAAACUUAAAGCUUCGUUACCCCAACAUUCUUUAAAUCAUUGUAUGAAAAUUGCAACUAUUACUGUGAUUGGUAUAUUUAAUAGACCAACAUUUAUUGCAUUUGCAUUUGCUCCUAUUUUCUUUUGGCUACAAAGAGGUUUAGGUUCAAAAAGUAUAGGUUUCGGAGAUUUUCAUAUUCGAAUAUUCACCUUUAUUGCCUGUGGAAUACCUAUCACUCUUUUUUUUAUUUUAGUUGACAGUUUUUAUUUUGGUUAUUUAACAAUGGCAGAAAUAGGUAAUUUUGAUAUUAGUAUGAAUAAUUUUGUAGUAACACCACUUAAUUUCUUCAGAUACAAUUCAAAUAUUAAAAAUCUAAAAGAUCAUGGUUUACAUCCUCAUUAUUUACAUUUAAUAGUAAAUGUACCCCUUUUAUAUAAUGCUCUUGGAGUUAUUGGUCUUUGUACAUUUGGGAAACUGUUAUACAGUGGUUUAAAGGCACAAUGGUUAAAUUUGCCACGGAUACAAAGCGUUGUUGGUUUAAUGACGACAUCUUUUAUUACACCUAUUAUAUUACUAUCAGUAUUUCCUCAUCAAGAGCCUAGAUUUAUUAUACCAGUAUUAUUACCUUUAACUUUCUUAUAUGCUCCAAAUAUGAGUCAAACACCAGGAGUUGAUACUAUUGCACGUAUUGCAAAAGAUAAUGAAUGCCAAAGUUCAUUUACAAGAAAUAAGUUGAAUAAAUUACAAAUUUUUUGGUUCAUAUGUAAUAUUGUAUUAACGUUUUUUUAUGGAUUUGCUCAUCAAGGUGGGGUUCUACCCUUAUCAUCUCAUAUAGCAACUGAAUUAAAAGCAAAACCAGAUCUUACACAUAUACAUUUAUUUACAUCACAUACUUAUUCUAUACCAACAGCACUUCUACAUUUAAGAAAUACCAAAAAAACAUAUGUAAGUAGUGGAAAUCAUAAAUAUAAACUGAUAAAAGACUUUUAUCUUUACGAACAAAAUUCAAAAUCUAUAAGAGAUGUAUGUAAUGUUAUUGCCUUGAAACUUCGUGAAUGCGAAUAUAAAUAUGUUACUAAGAAAGUACCUUAUAGAUUGUAUUAUGCUCUUCCUGCCACAGAUUUGGAAGAAUUUAUUUUCAUUCAAAAUAAUAUAAAUUUAUUUAAUUAUCAUAUUGUACAUAAAUUCUAUCCGCAUGUUACAGUUGAAAAAUUACCAUUCUCAAAAACUGCUAAAAAUAUUACGCAUUUAACAACUUUGGCUAUAUUUUCAACGGAAAAAUUGAUUGAAAUUAUGAAUAACAUAUUUGAGGCUUUUGAGCAAUUUCAAUUGUUAUUAAUACGAAUUGAAUAUUUAGAAGAUAAUAAAUAUAAAAAUACUUAUAUAUUAUGAAAGGAAUUAUAAUUC
This is a messenger RNA of Frieseomelitta varia, 2474 nucleotides long. It is a transcript of the gene PIG-Z, whose product is annotated as GPI mannosyltransferase 4. Gene Ontology annotation, molecular function: alpha-1,2-mannosyltransferase activity. The transcript has 4 exons. The record is from RefSeq and is a predicted model, not a curated record. Gene Ontology annotation, biological process: GPI anchor biosynthetic process. NCBI's taxonomy places the organism in Eukaryota, Metazoa, Arthropoda, Insecta, Hymenoptera, Apidae. Bases 417 to 2459 code for a protein of 680 amino acids. Gene Ontology annotation, cellular component: endoplasmic reticulum membrane.